Messenger RNA from Electrophorus electricus (electric eel), 4673 nucleotides. RefSeq names its product protein phosphatase, Mg2+/Mn2+ dependent 1Kb (gene ppm1kb). Lineage: Eukaryota; Metazoa; Chordata; Actinopteri; Gymnotiformes; Gymnotidae. The record is from RefSeq and is a predicted model, not a curated record. Gene Ontology annotation, molecular function: cation binding; protein serine/threonine phosphatase activity. Gene Ontology annotation, biological process: protein dephosphorylation.
UGGACGGACACCUGUUUGUCAUGUUUCUGGAGUGAACUGGGAUUUGCUUUCCACUUGCCAGUAUUAGUGCGUCACUGGGUCCCAUACACCUCAAAGCAGAAACCUUGUAUAGCAGAUCCGCGUAAAUAAGAAAUAAUAAUAAAAACAAUUAAAGGGUCUCCAUGCUGCCCCCUUGCGGUGUGGCCCCAGAUCGCACUGUACCUCAUCUCAGAAAGUCCGACUUCGAAAUGCUAGUCUGCUAGGAUGUUUGCAACGAUAUGAAAAUACCACAAAGAAAAACGAUUGCAGUGGUCAGCACAAACUUUCCUUUCCAAGAUUAAUUCCAUGAAAUAGGCUACUUAAAUACUGCAAGUAGGUGCCAAGAUGGUGAGUUAGUCUUCCUGAAGACAGAUGUCUUCCUUUUAGGGUUAUUAAAGUGGCCGCCCUCAUUGACACACUUGGGAAUUUCCAUAAGAAGUCCAUAGAAUUUAGUGGCUUUCUGUGUCUUACUGCUGAGAAAGAUGAAGAGAGGCGUGUUAUCUUACACGCUAAUCUGUUGCAAAAUAUUUGUCCACUUUGUGCUUCGGAAUUAGAGGCACAGCUAACAUGAAAUGGUCAACAUGAAGUCCCUGGCAUUUCUCAUGCAUGUGUAACUCAGCAGUGAACUACGGGAAUCAUUUAUCUAGCAGGUCUAAGACCAUUACCCGUUAGUCAGAACAUAUGUUGGUUUCUGGCUCAACUCGCAAAAUUAGAAAAAGAAAGGAAUUUUUUUUUAAAAAUAGUUAUCUCAUGUUUAUCUGGUGGCUCUGGAGUAUCCCCCCCCACCAACACACUCACACACUCACACACACACAAACACUCACACACACAAAGAGGAAGUCGACAGUUUCGGGGGUGAAUUUAUUAUUAAGAUGUUAAUAAUAUUGCAUCUCUUUAAUUAGAGGUUCUUCAAAACUAAAUAGCUCUCAAUAUAGUAGGUCUUUUCCUCUAACAUAAAUGGGGAAAAGGCAAUUUACCGAAAUAGCUUUACAUACCAAAUGCAAUAUUCUGCAUAUACCUGCAUAUAUACCGACAUACUAAUGGCCAUAAAAAAACCUGAAUUAAAUGUAAUAACCAUGACUGGACGCUGUUCCUACGAGGAGUCACCAGACAUUUCUCCUGUCCUGCCAAAGCAACACUAGGGGGCGCUGGUUUAAAACUACGUGCUGCGCUACUGAUUGAAGCUAGACUGGGGCUGACUCCGUGGCUAUGCGGGUGGAUGCACCUCCGUUAGCGGGGAUCAAAGUGCAUCUAAAUUCGGUAAUUAAACGGAUGCAACGCCUGACCAUCGCUGGUAAUCCGCCUAGAAGCCCAUUGAAACGCUUGCAGCUAAGGACGGAAUAUAAUUGGCUGGCCUGAAUGUUUCUGAUGAUGUGAUUGGCGAGUAAUCCUCCGUGGGUGUGGCUUGUGUGGGAAGCGUCCGACACCGCGACGUCUGUGCGCCGUCGGACUGAAAAUAAACGGCCGCCGUCGUUUGUAACGGGAAGGUGAGUGCGCGGCGCGUUGUAAACAGCUCGUGCUUCACGAAUAGUUCACGAGCCACGGUGUGUGUCGCGCACCUUGCGGGGGAAGUUCAGCGCGGUUUCUGCGAGCCUCAGAUGAAGGACCUCAGCCAUUGCAGGAGGCGUUGACGGAAAUUCCCCCGAACACCGACAUGAAUCUGCGUGAUCUGCGCCAGCGUGCCAAGCGCAGCCCGCCCGACGGCCACCGUGCACCGGCAAUCAGGGUUCGUGCGUGAACCCUAACGGCUAAACGACCUUAGUCAGGCGUUUUCAAGAACGUAAGAGAGGCUCGCCGGAGUAUUGCGUCAUACACGUGAGCUCGCCAACACUUCCCGUGUCUCGUGGGUAUUGAGGCGUGUUUGUAUGCGUUUCGAUUGUGACGUCGUGGUCCGCGCAUCCCUUCGCCGUUACAGUGUUGCGCGCGGCGUUUAGACGGAGCGGGUCCGUGCGAUGACCUCCGUCAGGGCGGCGCUGGGUGAGUGUCCAGCUCUGGACGUCCUGCUGUGGCGGGGCGGCGUUGUUCCCGCUGUACCGAGUCCUCAAAGUCGCGUUUACUGUCGACACUGAAUUGUCCUGACCUGCUGCGACCGCUGAGCUUCACUUGACCUGUUGGGCUGUUGCGGAGCAGGCGCUGUAGGCGCGCGCCCACGCAGCGCCAGCGCCAUGUCCGCGGCCCUCCUCGCGCGCCUGAUCGCGCACGGCGGCUCGCGCGUCUGCCACAGGGUCGCGCGGAAGUCCGCGCGCGCGCCUCCGGAGGAGCCGUGGAGGUCCGUCCACAGCCCGUCGGGCGCUCGCCAUAGCAACUCCCGCUUCGACCCAGACAGCAGCGGCCGGCCCACCACGUGGGACUCCUUCGGCAUCUGGGACAACCGCAUUGACGAGCCCAUACUCCUUCCUCCGAGCAUCCGCUACGGCAAACCGAUCCCCAAAGUCAGCCUGUCCCGGGUGGGAUGCGUCUCGCACAUCGGCCAGCGCAAGGAGAACGAGGACCGCUACCAGCUGUCCCAGCUGACGGACAACAUCCUCUACUUCGCUGUUUAUGACGGGCACGGGGGAGCGGAGGCUGCCGACUUUUGCCACAAGUACAUGGAAGGGCAUAUCAAGGACCUCCUGACAGAGGGGGAAAACUUGGAACUAGUACUGACCAAAGCGUUUCUCAGCGUGGACAAAGCCUUAGCGAGACACCUUCACUUCGUUGCAGAUGCCUCAGUGCUGAGCUCAGGUACUACUGCCACAGUGGCCCUGCUGAGAGAUGGCAUCGAACUAGUGGUGGCCAGCGUGGGCGACAGCCGUGCCAUGCUCUGCCGGAAGAACAAAGCCCUUAAACUCACCGUGGACCACACGCCCGAGAGAAAGGAUGAGAAAGAGAGGAUUCGUAACAGUGGCGGCUUCGUGUCGUGGAACAGCCUGGGUCAGCCUCACGUCAACGGGCGCCUCGCCAUGACCCGCAGCAUCGGCGACUUUGACCUUAAAAACGCAGGGGUCAUCGCAGAACCAGAGACCAGGCGCAUUUCGCUGCAUCACGUUCACGACUCUUUCCUCGCCCUCACCACCGACGGCAUCAACUUCAUCAUGAACAGCCAAGAGAUCUGUGAUGUCAUCAACCAGUGCAACGACCCCAGAGAGGCCGCACAGCGCAUCUCUGAGCAGGCGUUGCAGUACGGCGCCGAGGACAACAGCACCGUGCUCGUGGUGCCAUUCGGAGCAUGGGGGAAACACAAGAGCUCCGACGUCAGCUUCUCCUUCAGUCGUAGCUUUGUGUCCAGCGGCCGCUGGGCAUGAGAGAGAGGGAGGGGGGAGGGAGAGGGAGAGAAUGACAGAGUGCUCGGACACAUCAGUGGCCAGGUGAGAGUUUUACUCCAGCUGGACCCCACCAACGUGCAAUAUUAUCCGUCCGGAGUAAAAAUAAAAGACCAUCCGCUCCACCCGUUCUUUUGGACCAGAGCCAAUAGCAGUGCAGUUUGAGUGAGUUAUACCGUACUGGGAUAUGUUAGUACUCUAUCCAGCCAGCCAGUCUGCACUGGCCUCGAAACACCUGCUUUCUGCGGAGACGUGUGUGUUGUCUGAGACCUGCACACCAGUCAGUAUUACUGCAGCUGUGUGGGAACCAGGUCAGCGCUCACACAAGCUUCCGUGUGCGUACGCAGCCAUGUUGUAGGACCUGCAGUAUGAAGGUUGCCUCAGUUUGACCUUGGUAGUUGAAGGUUUGUGUCCUGUGCAGGGAGUAGACGUGUACACUCCUUCCAAGCACACUUUACACGUCAUGGUGAGGCAGAUGAAAUGGAAUGUUUCCUUUGUGGUGGUGGUUUGCCGACUCCUUGGACGCCUCUUACUUGUGCGGCUUAAAGGACGUCUGCGCAUUCUCAAGAUGUCCCAGAUAAAAUUGUCUCCUUUGUCCAAAGGACUUGGACUCCACCUCUGUGCAGCAGCGGCAGUAGGAGGUUGUGGCGUUCACACGCACGCACGACGGAGUGGAACGGCCCUACACCACAUGUGUGGGGUUGUUUUUACACUGGUGUCUCUUACGUGGUGCAGUGGUGAACUAGUCCGUGCUGCUUUGCACAUAGUGUGAGUCAUCGUGCUUGAGCCAGGCAGAAAAACCAGAAGAAGGUCAGGAGAAUCGCAUUGUCGCACAGCCAGCCAGCCGAGCCGUGUUGUGUUCUGCCGUCCGUGAGGCUGAGAUUGGACAGGGGGAGCCGACGAAGACUGGCUUGUCAAAUGCAUCACAGCAUCCAGAUCUUCCUAACAGGACCAAGCGAAGCUCUCUGUGCAAAUCUCUCAUGCCAUCGUGAGGACCAUGGUGGGAAAAACCCACUCACUUUUUGUUUGCUGUUUGUUUGUUUGUUUGUUUUCUGGACCAGUUACAUCUAGUAAGCUGAACUGUUCAUCUAGUGCCUUUUUCUUCUUUGUCUACGUUAGUAACAUAAGCACAGAAUGAUGGUUCAGACACUACUGGCCUCUUCUAGAGUCUAAAAGGAGUGAGUGUGUUAGUUUCUAGGACACUGAUGCUCCUUUGGACUUUUUUGGGCAUGUAUGCAAUGAUUCCCCCCAAGUGCAUUUGCUAGAGGUUCUGUAUUGUAUGUUUUGUGUGCGUGUGUGUGUGUGUGUGUGUGUAUGUGUGUGUGUGUAUAUAUACAUAUGCAUGCAUGCAUG